CACAAGUUGAAUAUUCAUCAUGAAAGUGUUGAUAACUAUUCUGGCUUUGGCUGUCGCCUCUGCCUCGGCAUUCGAGGAGGUUGUACAUCCCAAGGACCUUGCAAAGGUCAACAAGAUCGAAGGUCGCAUUACCAAUGGCUACCCAGCCUAUGAAGGUAAAGCUCCUUAUACUGUUGGCUUGGGCUUCAGCGGCGGCUGGUGGUGCGGUGGCUCCAUCAUAGGCCACACCUGGGUCCUAACUGCCGAGCACUGCACGGGUAGUGAUGUGACAGUAUACUUUGGUGCCACCUGGCGCACUAACGCCCAGUUCACCCACUGGGUCAGCCGCAACGACAUCAUCAACCACCACAACGCUGAUAUUGCGUUGAUCCGCAUUCCCCACGUGGACUUCUGGCACAUGGUUAACAAGGUUGAGCUACCCAGCUACAAUGAUCGCUACAAUGACUACAACGAAUGGUGGGCUGUUGCUUGCGGCUGGGGCGGCACCUACGAUGGUAGCCCAUUGCCCGAUUGGCUUCAGUGCGUCGAUCUGCAGAUCAUUCACAACUCCGAGUGCCAGCGAACAUAUGGUUCUGGAACUGUUACCGACAACAUUCUCUGUGUGCGAACUCCUGAUGGCAAGUCAACCUGCGGUGGUGACUCUGGCGGACCAUUGGUCACACAUGACGGCAACAAACUGGUCGGCGUGACCAACUGGGUCUCAGCUGCCGGUUGUCAAUCUGGACAUCCAUCUGGCUUCCAGCGUGUUACCUAUCACUUGGACUGGAUCCGUGACCACACUGGA
Molecule: messenger RNA, 784 nt
Organism: Drosophila navojoa
Lineage: Eukaryota; Metazoa; Arthropoda; Insecta; Diptera; Drosophilidae
Product: serine protease 1
Biological process (GO): proteolysis
Molecular function (GO): serine-type endopeptidase activity
Source: RefSeq, a predicted model, not a curated record